AUGAAUUGGAAAGUAUGUCAUUGUCAGGGUAUUCCAGAGCUGGAUGUGCCUGGGAUAGAACCUUUGAGCCUGGGUCAGAUCGCACUCGCCAGGGGACCGCAAGGUGCCAAGUUGACGGCGGUGGUCAACGAUGUCAAGGUCCGGGGUCCCAGCAACUUUAAAAUAACAGAAUUGAAAUCUGAUUUGAAUAGGAACAGAUUUGAUUUCAAGCUGCUGCUACCGAAAUUAGAAUUCGCGGGAAAAUAUAAAAUGGACAUUCAAGUGCUGCUCCUGCGUCUCCAAGGAAGAGGGAAUAUUACAGGAUCUUUUAAGGACUACGCGUGCAACGUAACAAUGAGAGGCCACAAAGAGACAAGAGAUGGCAAGGAGUAUCUAAAAUUUGAACCUAUGAAAGUGAAGCUGCGCGUUGGUGAUUCAUCAAUCUACCUGACAAAUCUCUUCGACGGAGAUCCAGUGUUGGGACCCGCUACCAACAGGGUUAUCAAUGAAAACUCCCAAGUCUUCCUCUCAGAAAUCAGCCCAGUCAUGGAAAAAAGUCUAGCCGACAUCUUUACAGAGAUAUCGAAUAAAAUAACAUCGAAGUUUACGUAUCAAGAAUUAUUCCCAUAA
Molecule: messenger RNA, 609 nt
Organism: Pieris macdunnoughi
Lineage: Eukaryota; Metazoa; Arthropoda; Insecta; Lepidoptera; Pieridae
Source: the annotation of a GenBank genome assembly